UUUAAUGUCCAAGACUUUGACAUCGUUAAUUCAUGUCAAUGCUAAAAAAGCAUUAUAUUUUGAUGCUUAUAAUUAUAUAAAUGAUCAAAAAAUUUUAAGAAACGAUAUUCCAGUUUACAAUCCUGCUACACAUGAGAUUUUAUGUCACAUACCUGAUUCUAAAGAAGAUGAUAUUAAAUUAGCAGUGGAAAGUGCCAUAAAGGGUCAAAAAUUUUGGUUUUCGAAAUCUUGUGAUGAGAGGAGAGAUAUUAUGUACAAAACAGGCGAUAUUUUACAAACAAAUUAUGAUAAUAUAGUUUAUGCAGAGGUCAAGGAUAGUGGUAAACCAAUAUGGGAAGCAAAAAUGGAUGUAACAGCUAGUAUAGAUUGCAUUAAAUAUUUUGCGGGACUUGCAAAUACUAAUGCAAUCACUGGUCAAUAUAUAAACAUGGGAGAAAAUUAUGCCUUUGUCAGGCGUGAACCCAUAGGAGUUGUUGCUGCCAUAGGUGUAUGGAAUUUUCCAUUACUUACGGCCACAUGGAAAAGUGGACCAGCCCUGGCCUCUGGCAAUGCCCUUAUAUUCAAACCUUCACCUCUCACCCCUUUAACUUCUCUAAUGCUUGCAGAAGCUUUUACUGAAGCUGGCUUACCUACGGGGUGUUUCAAUGUUGUUCAGGGUGGAGCACAAACCGGAUCUCUGUUAUGCAAACAUCCUAGUAUUGGUAAAAUAAGCUUUACAGGUAGCGCGACAACUGGAUCGGCCAUAGUGAAAAAUAUAUCCGGUGACGGUCUUUUUGUUCCAGCCAAGCGUCUCACCUUGGAACUUGGCGGGAAGUCUCCACUUAUCGUUUUUGGGGAUGCGCCUUUAGAGAUGGCCGUAAAAACGGCGAUGAUGGCCAAUUUCCUUACUCAAGGAGCUACAUGUUCAAAUGGUACCAGGGUUUUCGUUCACGACUCGGUAUACAACAGAUUUAUAGAGUUAUUAGUUGCUAAGAUGAAUCAAAACUUUAUCUCUAAUCCCCAAGGGAUAGGUGAUCCUACAUUAGAUACAACCUUAAUCGGGGCCACUAUAACUUCCGAGCACGCUAAAAAAGUCAUGAGUUAUAUCGAGAAAGGGAAGGAAGAAGGAGCUAAAUUAGUGUUCGGAGGUUACAGAGUUCACCCCCCAGGGCUGACCUCCAAAAAUGGACAUUUUUUGAUGCCAGCUAUAUUUAGUGAAUGUACUGAUGACAUGACGAUAUGCAAGGAAGAAAUUUUUGGGAGUGUGAUGUGCCUACUCAAAUUUAAAGAGGAAGGAGAAGUGAUCGAAAGAGCUAAUAACACAUAUUUCGGAUUAUCCGGCGGCAUAUGUACUAAGGAUAUAAGCUUGGCUCAUAGAGUCAGUUCGGCCAUUCAAUGCGGCACUUUCAAUGUCAAUACUUUCAAUAUGUACCCAGUUCAAAUACCCUUUGGAGGAAUAAAGGGAUCAGGUUAUGGACAUGAGUGUGGACUCCAAUCCAUAGAGCAUUACACUCAAUGGAAGAGUGUUUAUGUGGACGCGACAUCUGCAGAUAAUCCAUCUUCCAUGUUUUGUCCCUAUUUCGAUGGACUUAUUCCUUGAAUAAUUAUAUAAUAAUUAACAAUAUAUUUAUAUAAACAAAUUAAUUCCAAAACAAUUUUUAAUUGUAUUUAUAGCAUUUUUUAUAAUA
Gordionus sp. m RMFG-2023 is the source of this 1667-nucleotide messenger RNA. Its product is annotated as 4-trimethylaminobutyraldehyde dehydrogenase A-like. NCBI's taxonomy places the organism in Eukaryota, Metazoa, Nematomorpha, Gordioida, Chordodea, Parachordodidae. Bases 5 to 1579 code for a protein of 524 amino acids. Gene Ontology annotation, molecular function: aminobutyraldehyde dehydrogenase (NAD+) activity; 4-trimethylammoniobutyraldehyde dehydrogenase (NAD+) activity. The record is from RefSeq and is a predicted model, not a curated record. The transcript is spliced from 11 exons.